AUGAACCGUGUAGGAGAUAUACCGGCUUAUUUUAUUAGAAAUUGGCAUGUAAGAGAUAUACCUCCAAUUGCAAGGACCAGCGCAGAUCCUCCUCCCAAAGUGCCUUUUUAUGCAACGACCAACUCUUUUGCAAGGACCAACUCUGAUUUAGCCGCCUCGGAAAAGUCAGGCUAUUUCACCUAUUAA
Molecule: messenger RNA, 186 nt
Organism: Eruca vesicaria subsp. sativa (arugula)
Lineage: Eukaryota; Viridiplantae; Streptophyta; Magnoliopsida; Brassicales; Brassicaceae
Source: the annotation of a GenBank genome assembly